CCAAAUCAGUUGCGAAUCGCAAGCCGAAGUAUUCACAGUGUAAUGUGAAGCUCUGUUCGCCACGUCUUGUCCCACACACAAAAGUUGUUUGGCGCCCAAAGAGAGUAUAAUAUUAUGUCUCGAAGUAACAUUCGCGCCAACAUCCCCCAUUUUCACUAAAGUAUCCAACCAGUUAGUGUCGCAUUUCUCGGCAAUUUGAAGCGUCUUCGGUGCACUCCUCAGCAGUUUGGUUGAAGGGGCUAAAAAAAGAAGAUUAAAUGAAAAUUCGUCCCCCACUGAACUUGGUGCUGUGCAAUCGACAAGAAUUUGAUAAAUGAUCCGAAGGUGUUUCGAGAAGUUCGUCCAAAUCCCAACUUUUCGGUGUUGUACACCUUCAGCAACAAAGUGACUCAGUGUCUGUGGGAGUGAGAUUACGGGUUGAUGAUAACAUUUUCUUUCUCGGGAGGUGCACAACAGUUUGUGUGUCGUCUUCCCCAAGUUUAAUUGCAUUGUGCAAUGCUGUGACGAUUUCUGGUGUAACGUCUUACUAAAUAAACGAAUUUAUAAAUUAGAAGAAAAAGAAACGCAAAAAAGUGUUCUACAAACUAAACUUCACAAUCAGUGACAGUGAUUUUGACCAUUUCAUCCGAUUUACGAAGUGUGCCCAAAUUCUUGGGAAAAUCGCAAGAAAUCCCCUGAAAAAAAAAUAAGGAAAAAGAGAUAAGAAAGCAAUUACCAAAGUAAGGUGAUAAAAAGGCCUAGCCAGUGUGUUUAGUGUAAAGAAACAGCUCCGUAAUCACCUGGAGAGUUGAGCGCAUUUACAAUUUUUGGCUCUAAACUAAAUAUUUGUGUCCUACUGAAAUACCAUCGUAUUCAACCAUCGAAGGGAAUCUUAUGCCGCACUUUUGGUAGCAACAUCACUCUCGAGUGGUCUGUACAAGUGUUCCCAUCGCUCAGCACCUCCACAAAUUUACGGUUCAUCGCCAAUAGUCCCAGAGCGUGGAGGGAAAGGCCGUGUGACCGUUGAUGGUAUCGUGAGGAAGUACUCCUUCACCCCAUAGAACCCCGUGUAAAUAUUUGCAGAGGACGUGGUUGUACACGCAAGUGGUUGCUGGUCCACCCCAGUGUGAUGUCAUACUCAUUAAAGUAUUGCGUCAGUUCCGCCGAAAAAGCACCACCAGCUACAUUUCUCAUCACGGAAGCUCUCUCGGAAAGGGUAGGAGGUGAAAGUUCGAGGAACUCCGGUGGACGUGCGUAGAGAUCUGCACGUGAGAUUGUGUGUGUGCGGGGUUAUCUGCGGUGCCUUCCCGCCAAAAGGAAGCCCACCAGAGAUGUGAAUCCACCCCGUUACUGGGGGCGGAUUGGGCAGAGGGCGGAAGGCGCCUUGUGAGAGAAAUGUGUCGGUGGACGUGGAAUAAAAGUGUGAAUAGCACCACAAGGGUGGUGAAGACUUAGGUGUGCAAAUCCACAGACAGAUCACAGUGUAUUCCUUCUGGCACGGACGCGCCACUCUCUCUCGGUGAGUGUAAUCCGUCGACGUGUGACGUGUGCAAAAGUACCGUGGGAAUGGGGGCUUAAUUUGGGCACCCAUUGAUCCCCAUCCUUGUAAAUUCACCUGCAUGGAUUCCACAUCGUCUCCCGCACUCUUAGAUGGUAUACUGACCACAACUGCACCCCUACUGGCCCCAAACGCAACCUCAUCCGCAACGAUCGCCAGUCUCGAAGCACCCCUGCUGCCCGGAAGCACCAACACCCUCGACGCAGUCACGACCAUCGCCAGCGCAGCAAACGGGACGUCCGUCACACCGAACGACGGCUCCCCAAUCGCCUCCAUCUUCGUCAGCGUUGUCCUGCUGAUUGUUAUCCUGGGCACCAUCAUUGGCAACAUCUUGGUAUGCAUUGCCGUGGUGAAGGUGCGCAAGCUGCGCCGUCCAAGCAACUACCUCAUCGUAUCGCUGGCAGUGUCGGAUCUGUGCGUCGCCGUCCUGGUCAUGCCAACUGCCCUCAUCUACGAAGUGGUAGACGACUGGCCAUUCGGCACCUUCUUCUGCGACAUGUGGGUGUCCUUCGACGUGCUCUCCUGCGCCGCAUCCAUUCUCAAUCUAUGCGCCAUCUCCGUCGAUCGCUACUGGGCCAUCACGAAACCCUUAGAGUACGGGGUGAAGCGAACACCCCGACGAAUGCUACUCUGUGUGGCACUCGUGUGGCUCGGAGCUGCUUGCAUCUCGCUGCCACCGCUCCUUAUUCUCGGAAACGAGCACGAAACGGAAACGGGGCAACCCCUGUGUGCCGUUUGCCAAAAUUUUGGCUACCAAAUAUACGCAACUCUUGGCUCCUUCUACAUCCCGCUCACGGUGAUGUUGUUUGUCUACUACCGCAUCUUCCGGGCGGCACGGCGAAUAGUGCUGGACGAGAAGCGGGCGCAGACGCAUCUCGAGAAAGCCCUCAACGGGGGUACGCAGCAGGAGAAGCCCAAGGAACCCGUGGGGGUGACGGCACUCAUUGGGUCACCGCAUCAGAAGAAGCUACGCUUCCAAUUGGCCAAGGAACGCAAAGCUUCCACAACGCUGGGAAUCAUCAUGUCAGCAUUCACGAUAUGUUGGCUACCAUUCUUCAUUCUCGCCCUUGUACGGCCCUUCCUCGACGACAAUCACCCCGUACCAAAGACCCUCUCGUCGGUCUUCCUCUGGCUCGGCUAUGCGAACUCCUUGCUGAACCCCAUCAUCUAUGCCACCCUCAACAAGGACUUCCGGAAACCCUUCCAGGAGAUCCUCUACUUCCGCUGUUCCAGCCUCAAUGUCAUGAUGCGCGAGGAGUACUACCACAGCCAAUACGGGGAGCCAGCAUCACAGCGUGUCGUCCUCGGCGGCGAAGGGCAGAAUGCACGCGAGAGUUUUCUCUGAAAUCAGGAGCCAUGGUCCUGCCUUUUGCAGCAGGAUCACACCUUCUAGGUUCGCAGUGCUAUAUACGUGUGUGAGAACGUGUGUGCUGUAAAUAGGUUGAUAAAAUUGAUUUUAUAGACAAGAGAGAUAUUGCAAGCAGGAGCGCAUGGAUCAUGAGAUUUAGAAGCGCCAAAGAUCGAAUAAGAAUCCUUUGGAUUUAACAUUGUGAGCUCCCACUACCGCCAAUUUGUAUUGGCAAAUGUAUACCUCUUGUGAAUCCAGUAUGCUUCAGUUUGCAAAAUCAAUCGUUCGGGCAAAACAUGGAGGCAUGUUGCCUCAAAAAAAGGUAACGCUCUUUUUGUAUAAAUUAUGUUUUAAACAAACCAAUAUUCAUUUUAAAUAAAAAGACUUGUGAUUUUCGUAAAAUUUUUUACAAAGUGUCUAAGGGUAUAUUUUUACGCAAGAUCGUGCAAAUGAGACCAAAUAUGUUUCUAUAUAGGGAUGAUGAGGUAAACAACAUAAAAAAAUUGAAUUUAUUUGGAUGUGUACAUAAAUAGUAAAGAAAGAAGGAGAUAGAUUAAUAUGCUAAUCUUAAUAAAUAAUGUGGAUUUGAUGUUGUGCAGACGUGUGAUGAGAUUCUGUGAGUAAAAAAAAAUACCUAGAUCCAUGGAAAAACUACAAUUUUUCUUUAUUUUAUUGGAGGAAAAAAAAACAAAAAGAAAAAAACUAUGGUCAAGUAUUGUAAUUAAAUAAAUCCAUUAUGUGUGUACAUAAGAAUAUAGUGAGAAUGAAAAAUCAAUUUAAUGUAAUGUCAUAGUGGAAAGAAAAAAAAGAAUUAUAUUACCAUAAAAAUAUUCCUCUCUUGGUAGCAAUUUAAUGGACACAUCGUUUCAUAUUUAAAUAAUAAAAUAAAUAGGAGGAAUUAUAUUACGGAAAGAAAAAGCAGAGCAAAUGUUAUAUGAAUCAUCAUAGCGAAAAAGGUCGGGGGAAAGGAUCAUUAGAUAAAUUAUGAAUGCUGUCCAAGCAUUUUGCUAUUAAUUCUUCAUUUUAAUUAUUAAUUCACCGACCAAAUUUUCAUUUGUAGCAUUUUGUAAUGCAUGAGAGAAUGUAAUGAGGUGCUCAUAUUAAUUACAUCGCUUAAUUUCUAUGAGCGCGUCCAUCUUCCCGACAUUAGUGAGUUUACAAACUUUUGUGCCAAUUCAAAUUAUUUUGAAUUGUUUCGUGCACAGAUUUUACUUUUUAAUUAGACAUCUAAUUAUUUAUUAAUGAUGGACAUGGAAUAUGGCCUAUAGAUUUGAAUAUUUAUCAUUAAAGUUCAAUAAUUUUAUUCGCACACGGUUACUUUCACAACACAAACGAGCAAAAGUGUUCACUAAAAAAGCGUCUAGGAAGAAGAGUCAAAGCUACACAUUUUCUUCCUAUUUUUCUUCUUAAAUUAACCUAAACGUUAGAUUUUUUUCAACUAAUUCCAUUCAUUACUAUUCUUUUCUAAAACUUACUAAAAUAAAUAUUUUUCUUUAAUACUUUUCUUAAAUCAAAUUAUUUUUUAGAGGUUGAUUUAGAAAGUCCUUUCUUUUCCUUCUAAAUUUACAAAGAACUAAUUAAGUUAGUCUUCCUUCCUCUUUUCUUUUCUAAAUUCUUUACUAUUUCGUUUUUCUUAAUCUUGAAAAUCUUCUCUUUUCAUCCUAAGCACGAGCUUUCUAAAGCCUAACAAUGUUUAGUCAUUUUAAUAUUAUUUACUUUUGGGAUUUUAAUACAUUGAUUGGUAUAACAAUUCUUUAAAAAAAUGUUUAAAAAAAACUUUUAUAAUUCCUUUUGGAUUUUAUUAAGAUUUUUUAAGAUUUUCUUAAACUGUUCUUCUGUUUCUUUAUCACGAAAUUUUAGCUAAAAUAUAACAAUUUUUUAUAGCACAAUAAUGCGUCUUAGCUAAAAUAUUAUCUAAUUUUCAGACCUAUUGAAUUUUUUCAAUAAUUUUUCUCAGAACACAAAAAAAUGUUAUAAAAGUCAAAUUAUAAAAAAAAUUAGAACACUUUUGCUCCUUCCUGUGGUCACGUUGUAGUAUCACAUAGAAGAAAAUUAUAAUUAUUGAUGAAGCCAUAAUGAAUGAACAAUUACGACAUUUUCCCUCCAGCAAACCAUUAUACAUGUAGUAAAUAGCCGUGCACCCACUGUGGCGUAUAAAAGUGAAUUUUAGGGAGUGAAAGAGACGAGAGAGAGAGAGAGCUUUUGUGAUAUUUAAAAUGGCCAAAUUUUUUGGCAAACACCCAAAAAUAUAUAAUUUCUAUGCGAGAAGGAAUUAAAUAAUAACUUCAACCUUCACUUAAUGGGGUACUUUAUUGCUAAAGUAUUCCUAUGCACGCCUUUUUGAGCAUACCAAGAAAAAAGAAAAGAGAAGCAAAAACAUAAUGUAAAGAUAUUCCAAACACCACACAUUCUUCAUUAUUAUUCUGCGAGAAAAUAUAACUCUGGGAGGAAAUUUGAAUUCCAUUGCGAGGAUAUGCUAAAAUUUUUCCACAACACAGAACAUUAAUCACUUUACAAAAAAUGCAUAUAAAUCACCAAAAAAAACUAUAUAAGAAAACGAAACCACCAAAGAAGGCGCUCUAAGGAAGAAGAAACCUAAAAAAAAAAGAUAUCAUGACUCUGGUGCUGAUGAUUAUAAUGAUAUAGUCAAAAUGGAUAAAAAAAAAGGAAGAUGUUGAAGAGGAAUUGUUGCAUAUAUGUUAGAGAAAAUAUCUUUAUCUUAGCAAAAGAAAAUGUCUUUCCACCCAAGAAUCGAACUAUUUUCUGCGAAUUUAUUCCCAACUUUGUUGCUGAUUUUCAUGAUUUCCCUCUGCUAAUGGUUUUGUUUUUCCCCCAAAAUGUAAGAUAGACUUUUUCCAUGGAUGGGAAAAGGAAAAACAAUCCAAAUGCAAAUAUAUAUUUUACUUGGGGAUUUAACAAUCCAACUUUCACCCGAGCAGAAUAUAAGUUUAAGUUGAGCAUGAAUUUGUCUGUUUCCGCAAACUUUGGGAUUUAUUUAUGGGCAAAAACACAUUAUAAUUAACACUCACAUUGAAAAAGUUCGUGAGAGGUAAAGCUGUUUUGUAGAGAAUUAUUUGAUAAGUUGAGGAAAAUGACGGGGCGGUGAGGCUUUAAUGUCAGACUAAAUUAUAUAUAUUUAAUGGAUCACUUUGCAUUCUUUUUCGUGGUUAAAAAAAAUCUUUUAAUUAACGUUUUUAAACUCUUUUUUUUUUCAAAUAAAAAUUUUUAAUUUUAUUCAGUAAAAUUUACUACGUUCAUUUUAAAAUUGAUGUUUUUUUUUAAAAAAAAGAUCAUAAAUUCAACGAAAUCUUGUUAAAAAUUAUAAAUAAUAUUAUUCUUAAUCCAUCAAAAGACUAUUUAUCUGAUAUUUCAGUCUUAUUGUCCCCCAAAAAGUUCUACUGAAGAAUGUAUUAUCCGUGACACGAAAAGUUAUAUACCUAGCAUAUUAUUAUGUAUAAUAAAUUUCUCGAAAGAAAGAAAAAAUGCAAAUAAUUUUGCGAAAACACAGGGGAUGAAUAAAAUAAGAAGAAAAAAAACUAAAUAUAGCAAAAUGAAAUGCAAUAGUAGAAUUAACAAAUGCCAUAGUAAAAAAAUCGUUAAAGAAGCCAGUAAAAAAAAUCUUAAAUUUGUCACCAGUUUGAUAUAUAAAUGAGAUACGAAAUGAGAAAAAAAAAUAAUAGUAGGUAGACAAGAGAAAAUUUCUAUUUAUUCAUGAAUGUUCCUUUAAAUUCUGACGUUCUUAACUCUGAAAUGACAGAUUUUUAUUGUAAUACGUUUAGAAAAUAAAGCAAAAAAUAGUAAAAGAAAAAAAAUCAUAAGAAUUUUAACUGCUGCAAAAGUUCCAGAGAAAGCGAAAGAAAAUAAAAUGUUGCGGCGUGUGGGGCUAAUGAAGAUGCAUAAAGGUAAUAAAACAAAAA
This is a messenger RNA of Lutzomyia longipalpis, 6802 nucleotides long. It is a transcript of the gene 5-HT7, whose product is annotated as 5-hydroxytryptamine receptor 1. The record is from RefSeq and is a predicted model, not a curated record. Gene Ontology annotation, biological process: adenylate cyclase-activating adrenergic receptor signaling pathway. The coding region runs from base 1599 to 2882 and encodes 427 amino acids. Gene Ontology annotation, cellular component: membrane. Gene Ontology annotation, molecular function: G protein-coupled amine receptor activity. The transcript has 4 exons. NCBI's taxonomy places the organism in Eukaryota, Metazoa, Arthropoda, Insecta, Diptera, Psychodidae.